This is a messenger RNA of Pezoporus occidentalis (night parrot), 1903 nucleotides long. RefSeq names its product 3-hydroxyisobutyrate dehydrogenase (gene HIBADH). Gene Ontology annotation, cellular component: mitochondrion. The coding region runs from base 64 to 1053 and encodes 329 amino acids. The record is from RefSeq and is a predicted model, not a curated record. Gene Ontology annotation, molecular function: NADP binding; NAD binding; 3-hydroxyisobutyrate dehydrogenase activity. The transcript has 8 exons. Gene Ontology annotation, biological process: L-valine catabolic process. Lineage: Eukaryota; Metazoa; Chordata; Aves; Psittaciformes; Psittacidae.
GGCGGGCUGGGAGGUGUCGGGGCGGGUGGCGCUGGCCGGAGGUCACUCGGCGCGGGGCGCAGCAUGGCCGCGGCUGUGGUGCGCGGGCGACAUGCGGGCUGGUGGCGCUGGCACAGGCGGGUCGCGGCGAUGGUGUGUUCCAGGGCAAUGGCUUCCAAAACCCCAGUUGGAUUCAUUGGGCUGGGUAACAUGGGAAAUCCAAUGGCAAAAAACCUGUUAAAACAUGGAUAUCCAGUUAUUGCAUAUGAUGUGUUCCCAGAAGCUUGCAAAGAAUUUCAAGACUUGGGUGCUCAGGUAACAGAUUCCCCAGCAGAUGUAGCAGAAAGAGCAGACAGAAUUAUUACCAUGCUGCCUUCAAGUCCCAAUGCAAAAGAAGUUUACACAGGAGCAAAUGGAAUUCUAAAGAAAGUGAAGAAAGGCUCAUUGCUAAUAGAUUCCAGUACUAUAGACCCUGCAGUUUCAAAAGAAUUAGCCAAAGCAGUUGAAAAAAUGGGAGCCGUUUUCAUGGAUGCCCCAGUUUCUGGAGGUGUUGGAGCUGCUCGGGCUGGAAACCUUACUUUCAUGGUUGGUGGAGUGGAACAAGAGUUUGAUGCUGCCAAAGAGUUGCUGACAUGUAUGGGUUCUAAUGUGGUCUACUGUGGAGCGGUUGGAACCGGACAGGCUGCAAAGAUCUGCAACAACAUGCUUUUGGCCAUCAGUAUGAUUGGAACUGCUGAAGCAAUGAAUCUUGGAAUCAGAUUAGGCCUUGACCCAAAGCUACUGGCCAAAAUCCUAAAUAUGAGCUCAGGUCGUUGCUGGUCAAGCGACACAUACAACCCUGUUCCUGGAGUGAUGGAAGGAGUACCAUCUGCUAAUAAUUAUCAAGGUGGCUUUGGAACGACACUCAUGGCUAAGGAUCUUGGCUUGGCCCAGAUUUCUGCCACCAACACAAUGACACCAGUUCCUUUGGGAUCCCAGGCACAUCAGAUCUACAGGAUGAUGUGUGCAAAAGGCUAUGCCCUGAAAGACUUCUCAGCUGUGUUCCAGUUUUUACGUGAAGAGGAAACCUUGUGAGCUGUCCUUUGGAAAUGGACAUGAUAACAAACCACAUUUUUUUUAUCCUUAUGGCUCAUUUGAGAAGUAUGUGGGUUUAAUCAGAUACUGUGCGUCCUGAUCCUAUACAGACUAAUCAUCUUUGGUUGUCUAGAUCACAACGAACUCCAGGGUUUUUUCAUGAUUCUUGAAAAAGCAAGCCAGAGGACGGGAAUGUUUGGCAAUUAGCCAGGCAGUGAUUUCUUUUUUUCUUUUUGUUUUGUAAGAAGCAUCAAAGUUUGUUCUUUUUUUCACUAGAUGCAAUAAAUAAAUACUUUUUUUAUUAAACACUUAAAUACUGCAUAAAAAAUAACUUACAUUAUGGCUACAAACUUAGGUGAAUCUUGAAUAGUAAAAGAAUGUUGUAUAAUGAUUUUAUGACAUAAAGUGAUCUAUUAAAAUUAAAAAUUAAUACUUUAUGGAAAAAGGGAAUAUUUGUUUAAUGAAGAAACACAGCUCAAGAUGGUUUGUCGGGUUUUUUUUUCCCUUGGACCUACUAAGCCUUGAAUUGAUCAGUAGUGAAUUUUUCCUGGGAUUCAGGUUGCAGAUUAAGUUUAUAGGCACACAUUUCUAAGUGGAGAGCUGUUACAGCAUGUUUACCUGUCAGACUUAGCUAAAAUAGAAUAUGUGUCCCUCGUGUAAAGCUCCGUUACUGUAUUUUGCUAACCCAAUUUUAUAUUUUCUUGUUUUCUGUCACACAUUUUCAGAACUCUAGAACAGCACUUAUCAGAAGUUCUAACAAAGUGUACUUUUGUUUUAGGUAAUUAUUGGAGUAUUUUAAAUCUAAACAAACCCCAUUAUUUUGAAAAGAAAUAAAAAUCUGUACUGGUAA